This is a messenger RNA of Dipodomys ordii (Ord's kangaroo rat), 2376 nucleotides long. RefSeq names its product FYVE, RhoGEF and PH domain containing 2 (gene Fgd2). Gene Ontology annotation, biological process: filopodium assembly; cytoskeleton organization. Gene Ontology annotation, molecular function: guanyl-nucleotide exchange factor activity; metal ion binding. NCBI's taxonomy places the organism in Eukaryota, Metazoa, Chordata, Mammalia, Rodentia, Heteromyidae. The record is from RefSeq and is a predicted model, not a curated record. Bases 219 to 2195 code for a protein of 658 amino acids. Gene Ontology annotation, cellular component: cytoplasm. The transcript is spliced from 17 exons.
AAGAAGAUGCCAGAAAAAGGACCGACCUCAAAAGCUCCCUGGGCCCUGAGAGGAUCUCUAGCUUUCUUCUAGUCAAGGUUCCAACUCCAGAACCUUCUGGCCCUGGCAGGUCCUUCUGAAACUGGGGGUCUCCAGGAACCUAGGGUCAGCCGCAGGCAGCAAAGAGUGGGCUGCAGAGCCUAGGUGGCUGGCUGCUGGCUGCAGGGUAGCUGAGAGCCAUGCGGCAGGCCUGCAGGAUGGAGCCCACGGGGGAGGAGCACUCGCCCUCUGUGGGCAACCUGGUGGCUGCGUUUGAGAACAGCAGGAGGACCCCAGGAGCUGCAGCCAGAGCUCACGCACUGGAGGACACACAUCACAGCCCUGAGCUGGCCCCAGGGCCCUGGGCGACCCCCGACCUGGGGGAGGCCUUGGGCCCUGGGCCCAGGACGGUCAGCAGGCAGUACCUGAGCUCCCUGAAGAACAAGCUGUCCAGCAGGACCUGGAGGAAGUCCUGCCAGCCUGCUGCGUGUCCUGGGCCUGGGACACAGGAGCCCGAGGAGAAGAGGAUCGUCCAGGAGCUGCUGGAAACAGAGCAGGCCUAUGUGGCACGUCUGCACCUGCUGGACCAGGUAUUCUUCCAGGAGCUCCUGAGGGAGGCGCGCAGCAGCAAGGCCUUCCCGGAGGACGUGGUCAGGCUGGUGUUCUCCAACAUCUCCUCCAUCCACCAGUUCCACGCCCAGUUCUUCCUCCCAGAGCUGCAGCGGCGCCUGGACAACUGGUCGGCCAUGCCCCGCAUCGGGGACGUGAUCCAGAAACUGGCCCCGUUCCUGAAGAUGUACAGUGAGUACGUGAAGAACUUCGGGCGGGCCGCAGAGCUGCUGGCCACCUGGACGGACAAAUGCCCACCCUUCCAGGAGGUGAUUGCCCGCAUCCAGAGCAGCGAGGCCUCGAGCAGUCUGACGCUGCAGCACCACAUGCUGGAGCCCGUGCAGAGGAUUCCCCGCUACGAGCUGCUGCUCAAGGAAUACGUCCAGAAGCUUCCAGCCCAGGCCCCAGACCAGGCCGAUGCCCAGAAAGCCCUGGACCUGAUCUUCUCGGCCGCCCAGCACUCGAACGCGGCCAUCACGGAGAUGGAGCGGCUGCAGGACCUGUGGGACGUGUACCAGCGCCUGGGCCUCGAGGCCAACCUCGUGGACCCCUCCAACACGCUGCUCCGAGAGGGCCCCGUCCUCAAGAUCUCCUCCCGCCGCAGCGACCCCAUGGAGCGCUACCUCUUCCUGUUCAACAACAUGCUGCUCUACUGUGUGCCCAGGGUCAUCCAAGUGGGCGCACACUUCCAGGUGCGGACCCGCAUCGACGUGGCUGGCAUGAAGGUGCGGGAGCUGAGCGAUGCGGAGUUCCCUCACUCCUUCCUGGUGUCCGGGAAGCAGCGCACGCUGGAGCUGCAGGCCAGAUCCCAGGAGGAGAUGGUUUCCUGGAUUGAGGCCUGUCAGGUCGCCAUUGACCAGCUAGAGAAGCGGAAUGAAACCUUCAAAGCGGUGGCCCAGGGGUCGGAGGGAGAGGCGCAGGAGCGGGAGCUGCAGAGUGAGCAGCUGGGCCUGCGCGCCCCGCAGUGGAUCCGGGACAAGAUGGUCACCAUGUGCAUGCGCUGCCAGGAGUCCUUCAACGCGCUGACCCGCCGGCGCCACCACUGCCGGGCCUGCGGCUAUGUGGUGUGCGCCCGGUGCUCCGACUACCGAGCCCAGCUGAAAUACGACGGCAACAGGCCCAGCCGGGUGUGUGUGUCCUGCUACGCGUUCCUCACUGGAAGCGUGCUCCCCGGGGACAAGGACCGGAGGCCUGGCAUCCUGGAGAAAGGGGCCUCCCCAGGGCCUGAGCAGAGUGUGAUCUGCGGCUUCCUGCAGCUGACCGGGGACAAAUGGAGCCGGCCCGGCCCCCGGGGCUGGUGCGUGAUCCCCAGGGAUGACCCCUUGGUACUCUAUGUCUACGCUGCCCCUCAGGACACACGAGCCCACGCCUCCAUCCCCCUGCUGGGCUACCAGGUGACUCGAGGGCCUCAGGGAGAUCCCCGAAGCUUUGAGCUGCAACAGUCAGGCCAACUCUACGCCUUCAAGGCCGAGACCGAGGAGCUGCGGAGCCGCUGGGUGCAGGCCAUCGGGCGGGCGGCCAGCGGCCGGAUCCCCGGGGAGCCUGAGGAUGGGGACCUGUCGGACUGAGCCUCAGCGAGUGCCCCCCUCCCCCGCAGAGACGGACCCCUGCCAGUGGCUUGGCCCCGCGGCCUCUGCCAUCCACCCAAAAUCCAGUGUCAGAAAAUGUGAGGCCAACAGAGGGUCUGUGACUCCCACCUGUAAUCCCAGCUACUCAGGAGGCUGAGAUCUGAGAAUUGCAGUUCAAAGC